GAGAUACAGCCUGAUCUCAGCCAAAAUCACAAACUGGAGCAUUCUCAAUUUAAUUCAGGUGAUCUCUUUAGUGAAGACAUAACUAUGAAUGACCAAAUCAUUGAUAUUCUGUCCUUUGAAGAACCUGGGAACAUGCUUCAGGCUUUAGAAGAUUUGGAGGUUGCCAGCCUGACACGGGCAGAUGCUGAUCUGGAAGCCAGUCGAACACAGAUCUGUAAAGAAGUGAUUGCUAUGAUGCUGAAGAACAUGGUCUUAAAUCACAGCCUCUUUCCUCAUGUGGAGAAGAAGAUAAGUUCAGUUUUCAAAAAGCAAUUUCUUGCAAUGGAGAAAGAGAUUCAAGAAGAGUAUGAAAGGAAGAUGGUUGCUUUAACAGCUGAAUGUAAUCUGGAAACUAGGAAGACAAUGGAGGCUCAAUGUCAAAAAGCAAGAGCUGCAAAUGAAGAGGCUGAGGAAUUAAUGAAGAAAAUUAAUGAAAAGGGAAAUCUGGUUUUAAAUUGA
Messenger RNA from Cyanistes caeruleus (blue tit), 498 nucleotides. Lineage: Eukaryota; Metazoa; Chordata; Aves; Passeriformes; Paridae. The record is from RefSeq and is a predicted model, not a curated record.